Molecule: messenger RNA, 699 nt
Organism: Raphanus sativus (radish)
Lineage: Eukaryota; Viridiplantae; Streptophyta; Magnoliopsida; Brassicales; Brassicaceae
Exons: 3
Coding region: 96-521 (141 amino acids)
Biological process (GO): endoplasmic reticulum to Golgi vesicle-mediated transport
Cellular component (GO): TRAPP complex
Source: RefSeq, a predicted model, not a curated record
AAAUUAAAAAAAAAAAAAUUCAUUUCUAGUUCCUCCUUUUAGUGUCUUGAUCGUCUCGCUGAGAGAUUUGUUGUUCUGGAUCUUUUGGGGGAAAAAUGGCAGCGAUCUACAGUCUUUACAUAAUCAACAAAUCUGGUGGUUUGAUAUUUUACAAGGAUUGUGGAACGAAGGGAAGGAUGGACACAAAUGAUUGCUUGAGGGUAGCCAGUUUAUGGCACUCAAUGCACGCCAUUUCUCAGCAGCUUUCUCCUGUCAAUGGCUGUUCUGGCAUCGAGCUUCUCCAAGCCGAUACCUUUGAUCUCCAUUGUUUCCAGUCUCUCCCAGGAACAAAGUUCUUUGUGGUUUGUGAACCUGGAACUCCUCAUAUGGAGAGCCUCCUUAGAUACAUUUACGAACUCUACACCGACUACGUCUUGAAGAACCCUUUCUAUGAGAUUGAGAUGCCUAUUCGUUGCGAGCUUUUCGACAUCAACCUCACUCAAGCUGUUCAGUCUGAUCGCGUUGCUCUCUUAGGACGUUGACCUCCACAAGAUUGAUUCUCUGCUGUGAUCUCUUACCUCUUUGCCUUUUUUUUGUUUUGUUUCCUCUAGUCUUCUUAUAACAUUUUAUAUCCGACAAACACUUGAACAUUGCAACAAAACCUUUGUGUGUUUUUUUUUUUAAAUGCCAAGAAAGAGCACCUAAGUUCAUAGUCUAUAA